Molecule: messenger RNA, 889 nt
Organism: Procambarus clarkii (red swamp crayfish)
Lineage: Eukaryota; Metazoa; Arthropoda; Malacostraca; Decapoda; Cambaridae
Product: low molecular weight phosphotyrosine protein phosphatase
Biological process (GO): protein dephosphorylation
Cellular component (GO): cytoplasm
Molecular function (GO): acid phosphatase activity; non-membrane spanning protein tyrosine phosphatase activity
Source: RefSeq, a predicted model, not a curated record
UUAUGGUUCGGAACAAUUAGAGGGACCGCCAGAGGGUAAACAAGUCUCCAGCCGGCGACAGCUGUUGUGGGAAGGUCUUCGUUAUUUGUCCCAAGUUACCGAAGUUGGCGUCAACCAUGGCUCACACUGACGGAGGAAAGAAGGUCUUAUUCAUCUGUCUGGGAAAUAUCUGCCGCUCACCUAUAGCAGAGGCUGUAUUUAACCAUGUGCUGAAGGAACGAGGUCACACAGAUUGGGAAGUAGAUUCUGGUGCCAUUGGCUCAUGGCAUGUUGGACUUGGACCUGAUUCAAGAGCUGUCAGUGUCAUGAAGCGCAACAAAAUACCAAUGAAUCACAAGGCUCGGCAGCUCAAGAAAGCAGACUUUGCACAUUAUGACUACAUUUUUGGGAUGGACCAUGAUAACAUUUCUGACAUCAAAUCUCGGGCACCUAAGACGUACACAGCCAGCAUUGAACUGUUUGGUUCAUAUGACCCCAAAAAGGAGCUAAUUAUCAGAGAUCCAUAUUAUGAUGAUGAUGAUAAAGGUUUUGAGAAAUGCUAUGAACAGUGUCUACGAUGCAGUAAUGGUUUCAUCGACUCGUUGAAGUAGCCUUUGGCAAGCUGCCAGAGUAACUAAUUUUCAUGGCAACUACACGCUGUCUUAAUUAUAUUGUAUCUUAAUUGUUAUUUGUUUUUACCUGUUUUUAAACUUAAAUUAAUUAGUAUUUUUAUACUGUAUUACAAUAUUUAAAAAUUAAUUGUUAUGUUUUAAUGUUCAUUCUGCUUAGAAUUAUAACUGGGACUAAAUAAUGUCAAUAUAAUUCCAGUGUAAUUCAAUAUAUAUCCCUAGUAUUAUUUGUGGCAACUCUGUGUAUACUUUUGUUGAAUAAAAUUAUAUUUGACAUAGAA